AUGGCAGCAGCUACUUCUGUACUCGGUGAGCUCUCGGAGCAUCUGCAAAAGGUCGACCAAGAUCCUACCACCGAGCUGGAUGCAGAUCUACUUGAGCGAUGCGAGCUCUUCACAAACACCUCUGAAUAUCGGUCUCAAAUAUGGAAAGAGACAAGACCGCUCUUCCUCCAGAUCGCCGCCUUGCUACCAAAGCUACAGCAAGAUCCAUCGCGACUGACGCAUUUCAUCCUCAAGCUCGCCGAGCCAUAUCGCUUCGAGGAUAUCAAAGACGUCGAGUUCGAGAUUGGCCUGGACCUUCAAGCGAUCCCAUUUCACAAUCUCAUCCUCACAUUGCUCGAGAAAGCCACCACCAGUAGCACUGAUGCCCAAGCGCUUGCAAAUCGACCGGCAGUCAUGUUGGCCAUCGUCCGUCUGUGGUUGUGCACUCAAGAUGCUGGAGUAGCAAGCCAAGCCGAGAAUCUUCUCACAUCGCUCCUUGGCAUAUCGAAGAACGAGCCGGUUUCCAUGGACGGCAAGUCAACCCUGCACACUUAUGGUACUGGCCCCGUUUGGCGGCGACUGUUCAGUGACCGCGAUAUCAGCUCGUUGUACUACCAUUAUACCUCACUCAAACAGCUUAUAUCGCCGCCUCUACCACUUCUGAACAAGCGAGACAAGACUAUAGCACAAGCUAGGUUAUUGUCAUGGCUACCACGCGUCGCCGCAAUGGACUGGAAUGCUGUCGUUUCUGCAUACGGACUCAACGUUGAGCGGGAAGUGGGUCUAAAGGAGGGUCAGGGCUUACUUCACUAUGCUGCACUCAAGAUGGUCGAUACCCAGGACGAUAUGCUGAUGCAUAUGACCCUUAUCCAGUUCUACAGCAUUCUUAUUACCAGGGUAAAGGCCUCGCCUCAUCUAUCACACUACAACUCGAGUCUCGCUCUAGACUUCUUGAAAGAGGAAGGCAUCCACAGAGGCCUUAUCGACUUUCAUACCUCGGAAAACCCCAGCAUCGAUCACUCGUUCUUGAGCAGCCGGAUAGCACAGUACAUUAGCGACUACGCUGUACAUUACCCUGAAAACUUUGAGAAUAGCGAGGAGAUGCCUGUCAUUCGGAACUACGUCCACCGAAACAUCCGGAAAUGUGAGGCAAGCGAUCUGAAUGUCAUUGCUUCGAUGCCAAGAUCGACGCUAGUCCCACAGCGGGCUUCGGGGCCAGCCUGGGAUGAUUGUGUCAUUGCAGACAUGCCAAUCACAAGAACGAACCAGGAUGCUCUGAAGACGCUUGCAACCGUCUUCCGCGGACCGCCAAAGGAGGAAAUCACAUUCCCGCAGACCGAGACUAUUGGCUCCGACUCUAAACGCACACAGACCGAAGCAAUCUACGCGCGACUCAUCACCGCUCUCUUCUACAGUAAGAAACCCACCAUGUUCGCUGAUAUCACCACACAUAUGGAAACCAUCGCCAUGAAAGAAAACGCACUUGCUGCUCUUGCUAUUGUCAGCGCCCUGAUCAACUCUUCGUGGUCUACCGAAACCCCGUCAGAUGUACCUUCUAACGACCUGACAUACGCUCGACUUAACACCUUCCCGAAAUCCGGUCUUGAUGUCAUCCUGGAUCCUAGUAUCAGCGGCGGAGUUCUCCCCUCGUUGCUCCUACCCGCUACAACCUUCUCGAGCCUCGUUGGCGGCCGCGGCGACCCAGAGAAUGCGGCGUAUGUUGUCGCGACGGCAAAGUUUGAAGUUCUCAAAUCCCUUGGAAAGAAACUUGAAGAGGAAUCUGGUAGGCCGGACGUUCUUGCUAUAGUCAGGAGGAGAGUAGGCGAGGGUGUUUGGGGAGAGAGUGGGACCGUAGGGAGCAGGAUCGGUACGCUGGAGAUGUGA
Molecule: messenger RNA, 1863 nt
Organism: Pyrenophora tritici-repentis Pt-1C-BFP
Lineage: Eukaryota; Fungi; Ascomycota; Dothideomycetes; Pleosporales; Pleosporaceae
Source: RefSeq, a predicted model, not a curated record